GCACCCUUUGAGCAGCCCUGAAGGACCACCAACAGGCGACUUGUCGCCAUGCUUAUCCAUAAGUGUCUUCGCGCAACCUCAUACGACUGAACGCUGCAGAUAUGUUCAAUUUCACACCCCUUCUUGGGGCCCAAUCGGCGCAAUCAGCGUCGGCAUCCUUACUGGAGUUUGAUGGAGGAAUCAAAGUGCUUAUUGACGUUGGUUGGGACGAGAGUUUCGAUGUAGCACAGCUGAAAGAGAUUGAGAGACAUGUACCUACACUCUCGUUCGUUCUCCUCACUCACGCGACCACGGCGCAUCUUGGAGCAUACGUGCACUGCUGCAAGAACUUUCCUUUGUUCACACGCAUACCAGUCUACGCGACUGUACCGGUGAUAUCACUCGGCCGUACGCUUCUACAGGACCUCUACGCGUCCACGCCUCUGGCGUCGUCCAUCAUACCCACCGAAGCUCUCACCGAGUCAGCCUACUCGUUCCCCACCGCGCUCAGAGAUGGAAAGAAGCUCAACAUACUCCGCCAGACGCCCACGUCUGACGAAAUCGCAAGCUAUUUCGGCCUCAUAAAUCCUGUCAAAUACUCGCAGCCACAUGAGCCCCUCGCCUCGCCUUCGUCAGCUCAAUUCGGCGAGAUACAAAUCACUGCGUACGGCGCUGGACACACACUAGGAGGCACAAUAUGGCACAUAGAAUCUGGCGUCGAGUCGGUCAUCUACGCAGUGGAAUGGAACCAGUCUACUGAACACGUGCUCUCGGGAGCCGCCUGGCUCGGAUCUGGCGCUGGCGGCUCGGGCGUUCUGGAACAGCUGCGCCGUCCUACCGCUAUGAUAUGCAGUAGUAAAGGUUCAGGCUUAGUCAAAGUCGCACAGGAAGGCGCUGAUCGGGACGAGGCCCUUCUCUCAAGAAUUCGAGACACAAUAGCCAAGGGAGGAUCCGUUUUGAUUCCUUCUGAUUCUAGCGCUCGCAUUCUAGAACUGGCAUAUCUGCUUGAGGAGACCUGGCAAAAUGAGGCGCACAAGACCAAUAGCCCACUAAAGGGUGCGAAGGUCUAUCUUGCAAGUACCACGGGGGGUGCGACUAUGCGGUAUGCACGCAGCAUGCUGGAAUGGAUGAAGGAGGGUAUCGCAAAGGAAUUCGAGGCUGGAGCCGGCGGAGCACCUAUGGAUGGCCAGGGAAGGAAUCGAGGUGGAAAGGGAAUGGAUAUGGGUCCCGCGGCCCCUUUCGACUUCAGGCAUAUUACGUUGCUGGAACGCAAGUCUCGCGUAUCACGAAUGCUGGGAACAAACGAGCCACGAGUCAUAUUGGCAAGCGAUGCAUCACUGGACUGGGGCUUCUCUAUGGAUGCUAUCCGGAGUCUAGCGUCAGACGAGAAGAAUCUUGUCAUCCUUACUGAAAGAGUCGGCGAGUGUAGUGGACAAGAGAAGGGUCUUGGAAGGAUUCUUUGGAACCUAUGGGCGGAAAGAACCUACCCUUCCAGUACCGUGGUAGAUGCUUCUGGUUAUCAAGCGCCCCUACGUACCGUCCGAACAGUGGCACUUGAAAACGACGAGAUUCCUCUUUACCAGCAAUACCUCGCCACACAACGUCAGUUGCAGAACACGAUGGGUGGGGAUGUCACUGCUGCUCAGGAGACUUCCGAUGACGUUGCAGACAACUUAUCAUCAACUGACUCAGAGAGCUCUGAAGAAUCAGAAUCCGGCUUUCAAGGCAAGGCUAUGAACUCAACCGCCAUACAACGGCAUGCGGAUCGGAGAGCAGAGCGUCAAGAACAAGGGCCGGGCGUGAAGAUUCUCCUUGAACCUAGUGGAGUCUUUGACUAUGAAGUACAAGGAAAGAAGGGCAUAGACAGACUGUUCCCCUUCAAGUCUGAGCGGAAACGAGCAGACGAGUUUGGUGACAUCAUCAGACCCAAAGAAUUUGCUCGCGCGGACGAAGAAGACAACGCUGCUGGCGAUUCUCCUCAGGGAGAUGGAACCAAGAAGGAGAAUGCUGUAGGACAGAAGAGGCAAUGGGAUGACCUUAUCAACGUGCUUGACAGCUCCAAGCCAAAAGCCAACCAAAAACGCCGUAAAGCAGACGGCGAGGACGGUGCAGAUUCGGACAGCGAGCCAGAUGACGAUUCAGACAGAGUGGAUGGACCAUCCAAGGUCAUCGUUGAGACGGAAAGUUUGGAACUCAAGUGCAGAAUUGCCUUUGUCGACUUCUCAGGCUUGCACGACCGGCGUACUCUUCAGAUGGUCAUUCCACUCAUAAAACCUCGAAAGCUCAUCUUCGUGGCAGGAGAGGAAGCAGAAACGAUAGACCUUGCGGAAGAGUGUCGAAAGAUACUCAACGCAGGCUUCACUGGAGCAGCCAACAUCGUGGAUGUGUUCACACCAACAGUCGGCACAAUGGUUGAUGCCAGUGUUGACACUAACGCCUGGUCGGUCAAGCUGAGCCGCAAUAUGGUGCGAAGUCUUCACUGGCAACGCGUCGGUCGCUUGGAUGUUGUCGCUAUCACCGGGCGCCUCGCAGCCGCAAGCCUAGACCCAGAGCCUAUUGAAGAUGACGAGGGCUCCGCAAAGAAGAAGGCCAAAAUGGCCAAGACUGUCGUUGUGUUAUCUUCCCACGACAAAAACGAUACGACACCCAUCCUCGAUGUCGUCCCGGCAAAUAACAUCACCGCCGUACGCUCCGUCGCGCAGCCUUUCCACGUAGGUGAUGUGCGUCUCGCUGAUCUGCGCAAGAUUAUGAAAGCUCAGAACAUGGAGGCAGAGUUCAGAGGCGAGGGUGUGUUAGUCAUCAACGGCACGGUGGCGGUGAAGAAGAAUAAUGCAACAGGCACGAUCGAGAUAGACGGUGGUGCAUAUGGCUUUGCAGACCCAACAGCGUUCUUCAAGGUCAAGAAGAAGCUGUAUGAAGGGUUGGCAGUUGUCGCUGGUAAUUAAGGUCGAACAGAACUAGAUAUUUCCCAUUACAUGAUAACGCGAACCUUUUCGAACUGAAACUUGUCCCUUGGAUUCGACCUACUCACUGCGUUUCCCUCCUCAACCUCGGUUGCAGCUUUAUUUCAACCCACUAUUCCUUCCCUGGACGCUCCUAACAAUCCCAUCUGCUAUUAACAUCCCAAUCUUGCCACACAGGCCCUCCAACACCCUUAUCCCACCACUGUUCGAAACAUAUCAACACUGUUCACGCCUGUAAAUGCCCGCGUUACGUGUUUCACUUCGCCAUGUACACCCACGUACACCUUGUAGAAUUCAAUCCUCGUACCGUGAGCUCGAGAGUGCGUUGCAAAGAUAGUGUCAGACUAUGAACUUGCGUAGUGUG
Messenger RNA from Dothidotthia symphoricarpi CBS 119687, 3306 nucleotides. RefSeq lists its product as uncharacterized. The coding region runs from base 102 to 2924 and encodes 940 amino acids. The record is from RefSeq and is a predicted model, not a curated record. Lineage: Eukaryota; Fungi; Ascomycota; Dothideomycetes; Pleosporales; Dothidotthiaceae. Gene Ontology annotation, cellular component: mRNA cleavage and polyadenylation specificity factor complex. Gene Ontology annotation, biological process: mRNA 3'-end processing by stem-loop binding and cleavage. The transcript has 2 exons. Gene Ontology annotation, molecular function: RNA binding.